Pseudoliparis swirei is the source of this 2112-nucleotide messenger RNA. It is a transcript of the gene ptp4a2b, whose product is annotated as protein tyrosine phosphatase 4A2b. Gene Ontology annotation, cellular component: nucleus. NCBI's taxonomy places the organism in Eukaryota, Metazoa, Chordata, Actinopteri, Perciformes, Liparidae. Gene Ontology annotation, biological process: protein dephosphorylation. Bases 413 to 937 code for a protein of 174 amino acids. Gene Ontology annotation, molecular function: protein tyrosine/serine/threonine phosphatase activity. The record is from RefSeq and is a predicted model, not a curated record. The transcript has 7 exons.
CCUCCGACGAGAAUUCAAGCUGCCACAUUGAAGUGGAACAAAAAGGCGACCUCGCAGCGUUUUUCUACACUCCCUCCACUUUCUCCGGGGUAGUCACGGGAUUUCAAUGUUCAGCCUGCUCUUUGCUUUCUGUGUUGACUUGAGCCAUACCUAUAUGGCGUGUGUGAGUGGAGAAUUCUGCCAGGCACAGCACCUCACCUCCGUGGAGAAGUGAAUCGGCCGCCCCCCAAGGGACUACGCUACCCAGAAACCCCCCUGAUUGACAGCAUACUAGGAACUGCUGACUCAUCUAAAGGCCCUCUGGGAUACUGCGUAGUCCUUGGCCCGACUGUCCUGCCUUGUCCCCACCAAUACGACAAAUCUUUGCUCGUCGCUUUCUUCUCGAACAGCCAAUCACAAACAGCUCUCCUGAAUGGGCCGUCUCGCCAACAUGAACCGCCCCGCUGCAGUCGAGAUUACCUACGAGUCCAUGAGGUUCCUCAUCACCCACAACCCCACCAAUGCCACCCUCACCAAGUUCACUGAGGACCUGAAAACGUGUGACGUGAACACACUGGUGAGAGUGUGCGAUGCCACUUAUGAUAAGACUCCAGUGGAGAAGGAGGGGAUUCAGGUCCUGGACUGGCCCUUCGAUGAUGGCGCCUCUCCUCCCACUCAGAUUGUGGACGACUGGCUCAAGCUGCUCAACACCAAGUUCCGAGAUGAACCUGGCUGCUGUGUCGCUGUGCACUGUGUAGCAGGACUUGGACGAGCUCCAGUCUUGGUGGCCUUAGCCCUCAUUGAGAAUGGGAUGAGUUAUGAGGAUGCUGUGCAGUUCAUAAGGCAGAAGAGACGUGGAGCCUUCAACUCCAAACAGCUUCUCUACCUCGAGAAAUACAGACCCAAGAUGCGUCUGAAGUUCAAGGAUACCAACAGCCACAACUGCUGUGUGCAGUAGGCGGCCUGUCGGUGCAGCUUUCGAAUGCACAUCUUGUGGGGAAUCUUCCAACAAGGGGAGAUUAAAAAAGAAAAGAAAAAAGAAGAAAAAAAAUGAAGAGUGCUAUGAGUAAUUAUUGUGAUGAUUUGUCAACACUGCGUCAUGGUUAAUUGAUCAGAGAGCUAGUGAGUGAUCGAAUGAAUGAAAUCCAGAUCUGGGGAUCCACCAGCCGAACCAAUGAAUGGAAGGUCAAAGCACACAGAUAGGCCUGCCUCCCGGUUAUACUGUUCAACCACGGGCCCCAAUUUUUUCAACUAGAGUCCAUCCUGUUUCUAUCUUUUUUUUCUUCUUCUUUUUUUCAGUCGUAAUCGUGGGAUAACAUUUUCCAUUUUGUGAAUUUUAUUUUUUACACAAAGUUGCUGAAAAUAUGUAAUGAUAAAUGAAUUUCAUUUCCACAGUAAUUAAUAUUAUGAUCAGGCCAGAAUAAUGUAACUUUAAAAACGAAAAGAAAAAAAUACCUUUUUAAUCUUUGAACAACUUGUGACUGUCCAUUUUGGUAUUUGGGUGUUUUUAUUUUUUGCACAAAAACUCAAAGGUUCACCUGAAAAUGCAGUAAUGUUUUUCUUUUACCCGUCACUUGCUUAAUGUCACUUUCAGUUUAGGGGUAUACUCAGUUUGAAUAUGUCUGAUAUAUUUAUUCACAAGAUAUGACGUGGCAGUUAUGUGUUUGACAGGGGCAAGGACACUUGUUAUCCAAUACCUUUUUUUUUUUUUUUUAUCCUUUGAGAGCCAUGUCAUUUUUUUUUUUUUUCCCCCUUUUUUAAUUUUUUAUCUCAGUGCAAUAAUCAGUUCACCUCAGAUAAGCCCAACAAACCUUGCUGAGCAUCCCACACACACACACAUACACUCUCACACACUUCAGACCGCCUCAUCCAGGCAGUUAAACGGGAAAAGAAACGCAACUACAACAGGUACUUCUCCGGCUUUCAUUCAUUCUCCUUAACAGGGCUACAAUAGGACUUCCCUAAGUAUACAUAUUUAAACUCGCACACACAGAGCCUAAGAUUCAACCUGAAAGAAGGUGGAGAAGAAUGAAAAUGGUCAGUUUUUUAUCAUUGUACCCAUUUUGAAAAAAAAAUAAAAAAUCCCCAAUUCGUAUUGGUUCUUUAAAGAUAAAUAAAUUGAAAUAAAAAGCA